GUUCCAAUAAAGACAGGAUUUAGCGUUAUUUGCUAAAAAAUAUAAGUGUUUUUUGACAAAAUGUUGUCUAAAGUAUUGGCAUUAUUCGGGCUUAUAUCCGCCGCUCAGGCGAUUUUCCCGUUCCAUCAUCACCACCAUCAUCACCAUCCUGCGAUAUCACACCAGGAGAUACACAAGCACGACGGGCCCCACCACCCUAUCCCGAUCCACCACCCUAUCCCAAUCCACCAUCCCAUACCAAUCCAUCACCCCAUCCCUUUCCAUCAUCACCACCACAUUCCUCAUCAUAUUCCCAUUCCCCACCACGUACCAAUACAUCAUGAUCACUAUGCAUUCCCAGAGUACAAAUUCGAGUACGCAGUGCAUGACCAUCAUACGGGUGAUGUGAAGUCGCAGCAUGAACACCGGCAUGGAGACGUAGUGAAGGGCGGAUACGAGCUCAUCGAGCCUGACGGCAGGUUCAGGAAAGUUGAGUACAAAGCGGAUGACCACACAGGAUUCAACGCUAUCGUGCAUCAUUCCUCGCCUCUUCAUCAUGUUCAUUUGGCCCAUCAUCAUCACAUCUGAUCCAACGCAGCCGUCGCCCGUCACACGAUCAAGCCUUGAUAAGACUGACCCUCAGCCAGUAAAACAGCAACGUUCAAUUUUUGUAAUAUAUUAUUAUAAGUCUGUAUCUAUCAGCAUAUUAAAUGGAUUAGCGCUAAU
Messenger RNA from Hyposmocoma kahamanoa, 705 nucleotides. Its product is annotated as histidine-rich glycoprotein-like. The transcript is spliced from 4 exons. Gene Ontology annotation, cellular component: extracellular matrix. The coding region runs from base 61 to 567 and encodes 168 amino acids. The record is from RefSeq and is a predicted model, not a curated record. Lineage: Eukaryota; Metazoa; Arthropoda; Insecta; Lepidoptera; Cosmopterigidae.